Messenger RNA from Mucor mucedo, 555 nucleotides. RefSeq lists its product as uncharacterized. NCBI's taxonomy places the organism in Eukaryota, Fungi, Mucoromycota, Mucoromycetes, Mucorales, Mucoraceae. The transcript is spliced from 5 exons. The record is from RefSeq and is a predicted model, not a curated record. The coding region runs from base 1 to 555 and encodes 184 amino acids.
AUGGCUUCAUUUGUGGUUAGGUUUAUCGCUCUCUUACUCCAGCAAAACAAAAAGAACUAUUGCUACAUUCUACUGUUGCACGGCUCUUUAAUGUUUUUUAAAAAGAAGAUGACCAGGAGGGAUCUCUUUUUAUUAGGUGUGCCUGUCUACAUAGACAAGCAAAAUGACUUUAUGACUCGUGUAUACAACACCAGCAACCUUUUGUAUUAUACCUGUGAAGAAGCAGCAAAAGCAAAAUUCAAAGCUUACAGUAACAUCAACAACGGUUUGAAAAUUGGAAUAGGUUUCGAAUCACACAAAAAAAAUAUAAAUGACACACGAGCUAAACUAAGUAACAUCUCCAAAUUAAUCCUAAAAUUUAAAAAGACGCUAACACGAUUUCGUUUCAAGCGGAGAGAAAUUGGAAAAAAGGACACUUUAAUUAUUCCUAGAAUUGUUAUCAUUAAUGCUAGGGGCAUUUUGAAAAAUUCAGCGCACCGUUUAACCCAAUACGAAAAUCUUAUCACAAUGAUUGAUGAUAUAGCUUUGAUAAUGAUUACCGAUCUACACCAGUGA